CAGACAGGGUGCAGGUGCAUCAGUAUUAUUUUUUUUAAAAACAUAUAUAUCUAUUUAAUUACACUAACCGCUUUCUUUUCAGCGCUCACGCCACCAUGGGCCAGUGUGGGAUCACAUCUUCCAAAACCGUGCUGGUUUUCCUCAACCUCAUCUUCUGGGCUGCAGCUGGGAUCUUAUGCUACAUUGGAGCCUAUGUGUUCAUCACAUACGAUGACUACGACCACUUCUUCGAGGAUGUGUACACUCUGAUUCCCGCUGUCAUAAUAAUAGCUGUGGGGACUCUCCUCUUCAUCAUCGGCUUGAUCGGCUGCUGUGCUACAAUACGGGAGAGCUCCUGUGGCCUGGCCACUUUUGCUGCCAUCCUCCUGCUGGUGUUUGUCACAGAAUGUGUGGUGGUGGUGCUCGGCUACAUAUACAGGGCAAAGGUCGAAGAUGAAGUCAAUCACUCCAUCCAAAAGGUUUACAACAAAUACAACGGCACCAACAGUGACGCUCCCAGUCGUGCGAUUGACUAUGUGCAGAGGCAGCUUCACUGCUGCGGCAUUCACAACUACUCUGACUGGAGAAACACUCGCUGGUUUAAAGAGUCGAAAAACAACAGUGUCCCAGUCAGCUGCUGCCAGCCCAGCAUCACCAACUGUACAGGCACUCUCACUCGACCAGCAGACCUCUACCAGGAGGGUUGUGAAGCUCUGGUGGUGAAGAAAUUAAAGGAGAUCAUGAUGUAUGUCAUAUGGGCUGCUCUAACAUUCGCAUCAAUACAGAUGCUGGGCAUGCUCUGUGCCUGCGUGGUGCUGUGCAGGAGGAGUCACGACCCGGCGUACGAGCUGCUGGUCACCACCAACAGCUACGCAUGAGGAGCGCCGAGCGGCCGAGCGAGCACCUUAAAAAUCCACGGGAGCGUCACCGGACAUGUCCACAGUAGAUAUCAGACGUAGUUAUAUAAGCUCAAGCACACCUUGCACAACUCAUGAUAAAGUAGCGAACACUGACGAUGUGGUCUGGGUGGGUGGGUGCUUCAAGGGAAACCCCGUUAUUUAUUGACGUGCUUUUUAAUUACCAUCAUUCUGAAUGUUUUUUUAUUUUGUUUUUUCUUACCAAUACUGAAAAACGUUGCAAAGCCAAAGUCAUGUAAGGCUAAUAUACGUUAUUGAUGUAGAUGCAGAUUUUCCUCUUUUUAUCGUGGCUUCUUUGAGUUUGUGUUUAUUCCCAUUGAGGGCGACGAGGAGCAGUUUGGAGCUUAGCUGUACAAAUCUGCUAUGAAGUGAUUUAUGGAAUGUAUUUCAUUGUGUGCAGGUUUGCACUCUGCAGCUGGAGCUCUGGAGAUAUUACACGGCUGUUUAAAUGCAUAAGCUUUGCUCAAUUGAACUUGUAAACACUAUUCCUACGUCUCCGGAUUGAGCAGAGGUUUUUUUUUUUUUUUUUUUUUUUUUUUUUCCGAGAAAAGAAAAUCUUUUCACCGCAUUAAAAGAUUGGAGGCUCUGUUUUAACAAUGCAAUCCAGUGUUUAAGAUAAACUUCCCAGACAGAAUGUGAAUCAGUCUUUUGUGUUUUGUUGUAUUUUGUUUCUGAAGCAGCUUUUCGUCUCUAAAGCCAUGUCUGGUAG
Salarias fasciatus (jewelled blenny) is the source of this 1605-nucleotide messenger RNA. RefSeq names its product tetraspanin-3-like. NCBI's taxonomy places the organism in Eukaryota, Metazoa, Chordata, Actinopteri, Blenniiformes, Blenniidae. The record is from RefSeq and is a predicted model, not a curated record. The transcript has 7 exons. Bases 96 to 857 code for a protein of 253 amino acids. Gene Ontology annotation, cellular component: plasma membrane.